This is a messenger RNA of Telopea speciosissima, 883 nucleotides long. Its product is annotated as V-type proton ATPase 16 kDa proteolipid subunit. Bases 174 to 671 code for a protein of 165 amino acids. Gene Ontology annotation, biological process: proton transmembrane transport. The record is from RefSeq and is a predicted model, not a curated record. Gene Ontology annotation, molecular function: proton-transporting ATPase activity, rotational mechanism. Gene Ontology annotation, cellular component: proton-transporting V-type ATPase, V0 domain. Lineage: Eukaryota; Viridiplantae; Streptophyta; Magnoliopsida; Proteales; Proteaceae. The transcript is spliced from 3 exons.
UUCGAGGGUAGAGGAGUGAAGUCGCAAUAGAUUCCAAUUGUAAAUCUGCUUCGACAGAGAGAAGAGGGUCAGGUAGAGGAGGAAGAAGGACCCUGCAUCAGUUCUCUCUGUAGUCUAUUGAGAUAAGAAUUCUCAGAUCUAAUUGUAGUUUCUGCACAUAAGAGGCUUAAAAAAUGUCGUCUACCUUCAGCGGCGAUGAAACUGCUCCAUUCUUCGGCUUCCUUGGUGCUGCAGCUGCCCUAGUUUUCUCCUGUAUGGGAGCUGCUUAUGGAACCGCAAAGAGUGGUGUUGGUGUGGCAUCUAUGGGUGUUAUGAGACCAGAGCUUGUGAUGAAAUCGAUCGUUCCGGUCGUUAUGGCUGGAGUUUUAGGUAUUUAUGGAUUGAUUAUUGCCGUCAUCAUCAGUACCGGAAUAAAUCCCAAGGCCAAAUCUUAUUACCUUUUUGAUGGUUAUGCACACCUUUCUUCUGGUCUUGCUUGUGGUCUCGCUGGACUCUCUGCUGGUAUGGCGAUUGGGAUCGUUGGUGAUGCUGGCGUUAGAGCUAAUGCACAGCAGCCAAAACUCUUCGUUGGAAUGAUCCUGAUUCUCAUCUUUGCUGAAGCCUUGGCUCUUUAUGGACUCAUUGUUGGUAUCAUCCUCUCUUCCAGAGCUGGUCAGUCGAGAGCAGACUGAGAAAUAGAGCCCUGCUAUUCUUGUGUGCUUUGUUGGUAUCAUUUGGAAGGUCAUUCUUCACAGCCGAGUAAUCGUAGUUCAGCAUGUUUUGUCUUCUCAAAUUCUUCACUGGGAACAUGAUUGUUUCACUGCCUUCAUUUGGUGGUUACUUUGUACUGCUGAUAGAAUUAAGGAAUUUCUUACCAAAUAAAGCUCAUGAAACUUUUCAUUUA